This is a messenger RNA of Suillus clintonianus, 579 nucleotides long. RefSeq lists its product as uncharacterized. The coding region runs from base 23 to 202 and encodes 59 amino acids. Gene Ontology annotation, biological process: DNA replication. The record is from RefSeq and is a predicted model, not a curated record. NCBI's taxonomy places the organism in Eukaryota, Fungi, Basidiomycota, Agaricomycetes, Boletales, Suillaceae. The transcript has 3 exons. Gene Ontology annotation, molecular function: DNA binding.
UCGAGAGACACUAGGCGACAAGAUGGAAUUGUACUUCCACGACCAUUCCUUUGUCCCGCUCUUCAUUCAAGAAAAUUAUUUGAAGACUCAACCUGUCAAGGCACGGAACCUCGAAGGACCACCGAAGAUGUUGAAGCAGCUCGAGCUGAUGAGUAUCAAGCCGCGUCUUCUAUAUCUGACGCUGAUCUUGUCGAUGCUCUGAUUCACGGGUAUAACAGCACGGAUCAUCCCAUACCAUUCCAUAAAACAACGGACCUCGGGAAAGUCCCCAAGAAACUCGCAGGAGGUCCAGCGCCUGAUCUAGAAGACACCUUUGAUGUGAGCAUCUUGAGCAUGAUCGUCACCGUGCGUUGAUGUCUCUAUCAGUCGGACGAUGAAGUCGUCGAUGCUUCUGAUGACGAGAAGAAGAAGAAGAAGAUAAAGGGUGAGGACGAGGUCGCUGCUGACAAGCUGUUUUAGGCUAGUAAGCCCAAGACUCAGAGUCAGAAGGGUAAGACGACUACGGUCACAGGGAAUGUCAAAGGAAAGAAGGCCCAGAAUUUUAUGUGAUCUAUCUAAUUUUUACCGUGAAUAUUAUUC